Molecule: messenger RNA, 820 nt
Organism: Oreochromis niloticus (Nile tilapia)
Lineage: Eukaryota; Metazoa; Chordata; Actinopteri; Cichliformes; Cichlidae
Exons: 2
Coding region: 20-736 (238 amino acids)
Source: RefSeq, a predicted model, not a curated record
UCUUCAAGAGCACAUCGUGAUGGAAAUGGUGGACCUUAAAUUUUUUGGAGAGGCCAAAGCUGCUACAUGCAGAAAGAGACAGAAAGCUGCCCAGAUGGCACAUGCUCCACUUUGUGUGAGGGUGGAUUUUGGUGGAUCCUCAACACAGAUCUGUUUGUCUGUAUUUGAACCGGAAAUACACAGUUUCUGCCGUCUUGGCAGAAUAUUUGUGACUUACAAUGCUCUGAGGAACACCUGGCAUUGUGCUUGUGCAAAGCCAAGAAUAUCAUGUCCUCAUAAAAACAUAGCUAAAUGGCAUCUCUUCCAGACACAGAGAGACAUCUUCAAAUCAACUGUACCACUAUCAUCAGGCACCCCAUCACAGAUGACUCAGGAGAGUUCUUCCUUUGAGGACAAUGCUGCCGUCGAAAGGAGUAUACGCUAUAUUUUUAAAGAGAAAAAAAUUCCUGGAUCUCUUCCAGAAAAUGUCAUCUCACAGAAAAUGGAUCAUCAGAAACAGCUCUUUCCAUGUGAAACGUUGUGCCAGGUGUGCCCAGAGCACCCUAAACUUGAUGAGGCUAUUGUAAUUACCAAUAAAGCGAGGAUUGUCAGCAUGAUGGGAGUGAUUGAGAAUGUUUCAACACACCAUAGAUCGUGUCCUCAGUGCCACAUGGUCUACAGAUACCAGGAGUGGACAGAUGGGCUUCACAACUUUGACAACCACGUUGUUUUGUCUCUUGAACUCUGCCAUUUUUGAGAGAAAAUCUGCAGGUGAGGAUCGCAAAAAUCAAAUAUACUCAUCUGAAGAUUGCUUUAAAAAUGUGUUUGUGUCAUUAUGAUA